Messenger RNA from Sabethes cyaneus, 3571 nucleotides. RefSeq names its product myogenesis-regulating glycosidase. Gene Ontology annotation, molecular function: hydrolase activity, hydrolyzing O-glycosyl compounds. Gene Ontology annotation, biological process: carbohydrate metabolic process. The transcript has 8 exons. NCBI's taxonomy places the organism in Eukaryota, Metazoa, Arthropoda, Insecta, Diptera, Culicidae. The record is from RefSeq and is a predicted model, not a curated record. The coding region runs from base 118 to 3048 and encodes 976 amino acids.
CAUAUCGUUCUCCUCGGAAAAGCGCGAAAGCAAUUUUUGGGAUACAAAGGUGUGCUGUCGAAGGAUUCAAAUUAAUGGACUGUACGGCGGGACGGAUUCGCGGUUUGAGUUAGCGCAAUGAGCCAUACACCGAGCGGUUAUCAUCGGCCGUCGCGUGGUAGCAAAGAUGGCCACGAAGAGCACUUCGACACAGUCCACGAGCAUUUGCUGCUGGAGGGAGACAAAAUUCCGUUCGUCGAUUCCGAGGAUGAAAGCACUGGCGACAGCACCGACGGCGGCGGUAAUGAACCGCUGGACGAGGACAGGACAGGUGGAACCAGCGGGAACGCGUCCGAUUGUGAAGACGACGAAGACGACGUGAUGACUGAGAGUCAGGAGAACCUGGCGAUGGCUUAUGUUAAUCGGUACAGAAUGCCGUCGCUUGCGGAACGUCGAAAUCAGGGGAAGCUGACUGUUACGAUCGAGAAUGAGCGAAAUCCUCCAGAACGUGUCCUUGCGGAGGAGGCCAAAGAUAAGCACACGGAGCUCAAGAGCAUCCAGGACAGAGCAGUAGGGCUGCGGCGGAAUUCUAUCUCGAUGCCAAGCCUGACCAACGAUGAUCUGCAAGCUUUACAUCAAGCCAGAGUUGAUGAGGAGGAAAGCAAAAUUCUGGUUAUUGAAAGUCCCAGUAUAAGCACGGAGAUCACGGCAUCUCCGGAUACUCCGAGUACACCGGUGAGCCCGAAGCCAAUGCUGCACUAUGACGAUGACAGCGAAGGGGAGGAAAAACCUGUCAACAAAAGGACUUUAUUCCGGAGUAGCCGCCGAGGAUCAAUCGCUCCGCUGCCGGCCUUGCGACUCAACGAUAAGGAAAUGAUGGCGAACGACUUCGACACGCAGAGCGUGGUGAGCAAUCAGGCCUCCAUCACCAGUGUCAACUCGCUGGCCAGUUUGCUCAAGGAGAAGAUGCAGAACGUUCCGGCCAUGAUACGCAAGAAGCGGCGCGAAACCAAAGACUACAAACUGCGCGUCUUUGUCGGCAUGCUGUUUCUUAUCAUCGUUUUUCUCAUUGGCUACGCAAACGUCAUGUACCAGCAGAAGCUGUUGGCUAGGUCCUACUUUGAGAAUGUAAAGCUACAGAAGACAACCCGAGCGCUGCGGAUUCUGGAUGCAAAGGGAGCCGACCUGCUUACGGGCGUCCUGGGCGUGGCGAGCUUCAUCGAGAAACCUUACAAUUGUUUGGCCGAGGAUUUGCGAGAUGAUGGCAGUGUUUGCUACGAGUGGAAUUCCAUGGCACGAUUGUACAUGAAUUCGGUGAAAACGGCUACGCCGGAAAUUAAGUGCUACAGUUUUAGUUGGGAAACACUUACGGAUAACUACUAUCCCACCGAUUGUUUCGACAUUGGAGAGGAUCGUGGUUUCUGGUAUGGUGGGGGGCUUCCUAGAGGUAUAGAUUAUCCGUUGAGUAAAGCUUCGUUUGAUUUUGCUCCGUUCAUCACUGGAGAUAUUAAUGCCCAGCAGUGGGGAAAUGCUGUUAAGAGGUAUUUUCUGAACUCGAAGGGCAUUGCGAUACGGGUUGACGAUCGAACUCCACUUUAUGUCAGUAUUAAUCAUAAUGCCAAUAACAAAUUCUGCCUGCAAGGCCGAAAUGAUAAUUUCGCAUUUGUCAAUAGACUAUCCCAGUAUCCUGAGUUGAAUUAUGAGAUUUGUACUGGACCUGACAUGAAAACGCUGCACAAUGGUUUGCUGCAAAAGAGUCUUUGGGAUGGUUUGACAGAGAAUGACAAUGCGAUCAUAAAAUCAUUGCUCAGGGAACCGGUAUGGCAGAUACCGGCAUCCAGCCAGGAGGAACUGACGGAGACUGCAAUUUAUAAUUACACUGAAAAUGUAAUUGCAUCGGGUUAUCUGCGGUUGGGACAUGUCUUGUUGAAUGAGUUUUGGCAGAAGCAUAUUGGGGAUUUCACGCUGGAUGCUGAUCGCUUCGCAACGCUGGAGGAUACUGUGAAUAUCCUUCAUCGAAGAGGAUUCCGAAUCUCACUGUCGAUUCAACCGUUCAUUAGCACCGAAAGCGUGAAUUUCUUGGAAACCGUCUCGAAGAAGCUGCUGAUUUACGAACGAGAAUCCGAACGAAGUAUUCCUGCCUUGACUCGAUUUAAGAGUCUUGCUAGUGCUGGUGUUAUAGAUAUAACUAAUAAUGCAACAGUCACGUGGUUGAAGGAUAAACUGCAAAAAAUUGUUGAAAAUCUUGGAAUAGACUCUUUCUAUUUGGAUUUUGGAAAUGCCUUCAACAUUCCUCGGUACUAUCAGUGCUCGAGCAUGCUGGAAAAUCCUGAUCAGUACAAGAAUGUAUUCAUGAGCCGCUUUGAAGGUAAUCUGAACAUUUUCGGAGUCUCCAGUGCCGUUUCCGUGCCACGGCCACCAGCUUUCGUUAGCCUUCCUCCGGUCAACAGUAGCUGGUGUGGUUUGCAGACCAUCAUUCCUACACUGCUGUCGUACGGCGUCAUUGGGUUUCCCUUCGUAAUGCCUGGGCCCGUGGGAGGCGACUUUCUGCUGCCAACGGAAAAGCUUCAUAAAAUGUACUCAUUUUAUUCCCUGGCCAGUCCACCCCUACCGGAGGUGGAGCUGUACAUUCGCUGGCUGCAGAUGGCUACCUUCCUGCCGGUGCUCCGGUUCACUCACCUUCCGUCGGAGUACAAAAACGAUACGGUCACGGAAAUUGCCAAGGAGCUGUCGGCAAUUCGUCAGAAAACCGUCGUCCCACUGCUGGAGAAAUAUUCCAGUGAAGCCAUGGACGAAGGAUUGCCGAUCAUCAGGCCGCUCUGGAUGAUGGAUUCGACCGAUGUGAACUGUUUGUACAUCGACGACGAGUUCUCGAUUGGGGAUGGGAUGAUUGUGGCGCCGAUCCUUUAUCGUGCCGAUAUUAGUCGUGAAGUCUAUCUGCCUCACGGUGUCUGGAAGGACGGCAUCGACGGUUCGCUGCGGAAGGGUAACCGCUGGAUACACAAUUAUCACGUUCCACGUGAUAAGGUGGCCUAUUUUGUAAAAAUGCCCGACAACACACGCUUCUAGAGGUUGCAUUCCUAUUCAAACCGAGCACGUCUAUUUUGACGUGCAUUCCGCCAUUCCACGCCAACAUUCUCAAAAGGGGAGAAGUUCUUUCAUCAAAUGAAAGUGCUCUAGUGUAAGAGAUUUCGUAUUUAUUUGUGUUUGAUUUUGUCCUGAUUGUAAAAUGUUCUGCCAAAGGCAGAAGUUUAGUAUUAAACAUGCAGUAAAAAGCUAGCAUUUGCUUUGCGGUUGUAGCGAUUGCUCUUCCUUAAACUAAUUCUUUUAAAUACACUGUAAAUAUAUAACUUUUAAAACAUGCCAUACCAACAGGUAAACUGUUGAAUAUUUCUGUGUGGAAAUUCAUCCAUUCUAAACUAGGUUUUGCACUAGCAGCUGCUGCCAUUUGUUUGAUAGUUUCUGUCUGGUGAGAGUAUCUGCGUAUCUGUUGCUUUAAAAUAAUACUUUUUCACGGAGAAUGUAAGUACGAUUCAAUAGAAAAAUCUCUUAUCUUAGGAAAAAUGCUGCGCUAAACUACGAUAAAUGUUAA